GCAGAGAGCUAGUGGGGACGGAAGUGGUCGCGAGGCUCUAACUUGCAGUGACUCGGACCGAGCUGAGGAAGUCAUGUCGGAGCAGCAGCGGCAGGGCGCCGAGCGCGACCUCUACCGGGACACGUGGGUGCGCUACCUGGGCUAUGCUAAUGAAGUGGGGGAGGCUUUCCGCUCCCUCGUGCCUGCAGCUGUGGUGUGGCUGAGCUAUGGUGUGUCUAGCUCUUACGUGCUGGCUGAUGCCGUAGACAAAGGCAAGAAGGCAGGAGAGGUGCCAAGCCCUGAAGCAGGCCGCAGCACCAGAGUGGCCCUGGCUGUGGUAGACACCUUUGUGUGGCAGUCUCUGGCCUCCGUUGCCAUCCCAGGCUUCACUAUCAACCGCCUGUGUGCUGCCUCCCUCUAUGUCCUGGGUACCAUGACCCGCUGGCCCCUGACUGCCCGCAAAUGGACCACCACCACACUUGGGCUGCUGGCCAUCCCCGUCAUCGUCCACCCCAUUGACAGGUCAGUAGACUUCCUCCUGGAUUCCAGCCUGCGUAAACUGUACCCAUCAGUGGGGAAGCCCAGCUCCUCCUGACCCUGUACUGACCCUGCCCAUGGCUGGCCCGCUCACAUCAGAGAAUGUAGAUGCUUGGCUGUUUGGGGUCCAUGACACUGGCAUCCGUGUGGGUUCAAACUGAUGGGCUCUUAGA
This is a messenger RNA of Phodopus roborovskii (desert hamster), 689 nucleotides long. It is a transcript of the gene Mtfp1, whose product is annotated as mitochondrial fission process 1. Gene Ontology annotation, cellular component: mitochondrion. The record is from RefSeq and is a predicted model, not a curated record. The transcript is spliced from 4 exons. NCBI's taxonomy places the organism in Eukaryota, Metazoa, Chordata, Mammalia, Rodentia, Cricetidae. Bases 74 to 574 code for a protein of 166 amino acids. Gene Ontology annotation, biological process: mitochondrial fission.